Messenger RNA from Rodentolepis nana, 1368 nucleotides. NCBI's taxonomy places the organism in Eukaryota, Metazoa, Platyhelminthes, Cestoda, Cyclophyllidea, Hymenolepididae. The record is from the annotation of a GenBank genome assembly.
AUGCUUUUCUUCGGUGGUAUCAUUUUUGGUUUCAACGCUCUCACUCCCGUCUUGCAAGCUGAAGGCAUCUACAGGCACCUCUGCAAUGUAACCAACUCAUCCAUCUCUGUCUGCAGUGAACAGACUGCUAUGUACGGCUACGCUUUUACCACCUAUAUGGUCGUUCAGAUGGUUAUGCUAUUUGUUGUCGGCUUUCUCGUUGACCGUGUUGGUCUUCGUAUUGUAAAAUUUAGCUCCUCUCUCCUUUUUUCAUUCGGUGCAGUUCUGUUUGCUGUAGUUAAUACCGCCAACUCAUGGCUAAUUUUUCCGGCUGGCUCGUUUAUCUGUGUCGGUGGUAUGGCUGGUCUUAUCUGCAACUUCGCCUACUCUAAACUUUUUACUAAAUCCUCUGUCUUUGUUCUCGCUAUGAUCACUGGGUCUUAUGAUGCAUCUUCAUCUGUAUUUGCAUUUUUUACUCUUGCAUACAAUGCCGGUUUCUCCUAUCAGUUGACAUUCUUCCUUCUUGCUGCAAUUGGUCUUGCAAUGAACACUUUCAGCAGUUUCUUUAUCGCCACUUUCAAACUUUCUGAUAUGUCUAUGUUCCACUCUAAUGGAGGGAAGAAUUCAUCAAUGACCAGUGCCGGAGAUGAGGAAGAGAAGAACUCAUCAUUGGACAAAUCCGAAAGCUCCGAAGAUGAAGUUGCAAGCAUAGUACGCGGCUACUAUCCGACAGUACUCUCCUCCCUCCGUUCCUUCCCAUUCUUUAUGAUCACCUGUUUCUUCUCAGUUGCCAUGGUCCGUUUCACAUUCUUCCUCACUCAAUUCGGUUUCCUCACAGAAUACCAUUUCCACACUGAACCAUCAAUUCGAGCACACCUUGCCCAAGUGAUUUCUUUCGCUAUGGCCGGCGGAUUUAUCUCUGGCAUGGCUUGCGGUGCCACUAUUGACUUUCUUCGAGCUCGGCUCAAUCCUAUGGUGAAUAAAUCUCUCUCCGUUGGUGCCAACAGUGCUGUCUUUUGGUUAAGGUUGUGUCCCCACGCUAUCGCCAUGCUUGUUGUCUCCGUUGCAGCUACCGUUCUCAGUUGUCUAGUCUUCCAACCCUAUGUCCAGGUGUAUUAUGUCAAUUACUGUUUCUUGGUCAUUAUGCGUGGCUUCCUCUUCAGUACUAUCAGCUCAUUCAUUAUGACUGCCUUCCCGAUUGAGCAAUUCGGCACGCUGUAUGGCAUUAGCGGGACUCUUGCCGGUGCCUUUUCCUGCAUUCAAUAUGCUCUCUUGAUGGUAAAUGUCAACACUGCUAAUUUACUCUGUUUUGUAUUUGUGAUCUUGAUGGCCUCUGUGCCUAUUACUGUUCUCUCUCUAAGUUCCCGUUUGUGGAAACGGAGUCAAUAG